AUGCAAACCUAAGAAUUUGAAAAAAAAAUUUGCUAAGUCCACAAAUUGGAUAUAAUAGCUUUUGAUUUGAAAUCAUAAACAAGAAUAUAAGACAAAUAUUUAUGCUCAAGAUGCAUGGCUGAAAAAAUAGAUAAAGAGAAUUUGACUUUGCUAAAUGAAACAGUUGAGAUGAUUUAUAGUAUGAAGAAUUAAGCUUCAAAACUCAAUAAAGAAGAAAAUUGUCUUAGACUUAUAAAUAUAAAAUAAUUAUAAUCUUCUAUUAAGUCAUUCAAGGAUUACAUCAAAACUGACCUUAAUAAAUUACUUCAAUUAAUAGAUCUAUAAAUAGAAUAGAUUUAAAUUGAAAUAGAAUCAAAAGAAACAAAAUAAGAAAUUAAAAAUUUGGAAGAGGACUAGCUAAUUCUAUCAAAAUAUUAUAAUGGAGAUCAUAGUUUCACGAUACCAAUAGAACAGAGUUUAUAGGAAACAGAUAUGGCCCUUGUGUAGUUGGUACAAGAAUCGCUAUUGUCUUAAUCAAAAUCAUAACAUUUUAAGGAGAUUAUGGAAUCCAUAGAUAAAAUAAAAAUCACAACUCCAAAAAUCUAAUAAUUGAACGUAAAUAAGUUGCCUUCAAAAGAAUUCGAGAAGCAUGUAAGUUUAUGAUAUAUUAUUAGAAAACCCCUUGUCUGAAUUAAUUAUGCACCAAACAUAACAAAGAAAUAAUUAUGCUAAACCUGGAUGUUAAUAAGCCUGAGUUUAGUCGUUUAGCAUGUGUGGAAUGUAUCGAAGAUUGUCCUAUACAAUAUAUUAGUUUGAAAAAGGCGAAUAAAAGGUGGAAUGAGUUUACAUAAUAAUAAGAUGAUUUGAUUUCUAAAUAUAACUCUAAAAGGAAAAAUAUUUAAUAUAACUAUGAAAGAAAUUAAGUCACUUUGGGAUUAUUAUAAUAAUUAAUUAUCAGAAGUGCUUACAUCUAUUAAUGAAUAAUUGCUACAAAAUACUCAAAAUGUUUAAGAUUUUAUCAACUUAGAAAAUAAAUAAAUCUUUGAAUUUGAUGAUAAAUAAAUUGAAAAAAUAGUUGAUUUAUUGAGUUAAAAAGAUAAAAAUAAGCAUAUUCUAGAAAAGUAAGAAAAAUAGGAGAGGCUUGACUAUUUGUUUUAUUAGAGUAUCAAAUAAAAAUUGGAUUGUCUUAUAAAACACGAUCUUCUUUGUAAAUAAUAAUUGAUUAAAAUAAUGUAAUAAUAAGGUACUUUUAACAUAAUUUAAUAUUAGAUAUAGAAUAUUCAGAAAGAACUAGUUCAUUUGUGAAUAAGCAAAGUUCUGAAGUACAAGAAUUCAUAUCAAAAUGUUAAUUAUAAGGUUAAUAUUUAUCUAUAUUUAAUGAAUCAGUUGAUCUAUAAAUGGAAAUAUAGAAAGAUGCAUAUAGUUUAUAAUAGCAAGGAUAGCUUGAUUAAUUAAUUGUCUUAGAUGACAAUAAAAAUGAGGGUGCUUAACUUUCUCAACUUUAAUAACAAUAUAAAUAAUUUGAAAUAAAUUCAGAAAAAAUGAAAAAAUUGAUUAAGGCAGAAGAAAACGAUGAAUAAUUAAAAAUAAUUAAAAAAUAAAAAGAUGAAUUGCAUCUACAGAUUGAAGAUGAAAAGUUAGUUUUCAAAGAAAUAUAAUAAAAAAUUUCUUGUUUAGAGGAAGUAACAACCUCUUAAAUAUCAGAACUGAAUCAAAAAGUUUCUAAGUAAGAAUAACAAUAAUAAGAUUUAUCACAAUAAAUUAAUCAAGAAAUUGUUAUGGGUAACCAAUUAAAGGAAAAUUUAAAAUAGUUAUCUAAUUCAAGUGAAUAAAAAUUGUAUUAGUUAACAACAAAAUAUGAUGAAUUAAAUAAAUAAAUUGAUGAAGCUUAGCAGGACAUUUAUCAAAUGAAAAAUUCUACGAUGCUUUAAGAUAAUCUCUAAUCAUUAGAAAAUAGCAUGGAUUCAAAAUACAAAGUGGUCCACGAAAAAAUAGAUUAGUUGACCAAUCAAAUUUAACAAAACAAUAUUGAGUAAAAUACAAAAUAAGAAUAAUAAUAAUAGGAAGUAUUAAAACAAAUAAAUGAUGAAAAGAUUGCCACAAAUUCAUAAUUUGAACAAUAAAAUCAGAAGCUUGAAUAAAUAACCAAAGAAAAAUCAUGA
Molecule: messenger RNA, 2141 nt
Organism: Paramecium octaurelia
Lineage: Eukaryota; Ciliophora; Oligohymenophorea; Peniculida; Parameciidae
Source: the annotation of a GenBank genome assembly